ACAGACACACCUUUCUGAGCAUUUUUCUCAAUUUCUCAGCUCUCUACCAAACCUCUCACACACUUUCUCUACCAAAUCUCUCAACCCUGUUCACGCUCACAAAAAUGGCCGCCAUCGCCACCGACCCCGGCAACAACCGCUUCCUCGAAGCCGCCUACAAACUCAAAACCGGCACCGAAGCCGAAUGCAAAGCCCUCUACGAAGAAUGGGCCGAAACCUACGACGACGACGUCCUCACCGGACAGGCCUACGUCGGACCCAUGCUCACAGCCGCAGCAGUCAAAUCUCACGGCGGAAACCUCGAAGGCGAAUGUCUCGAUGCUGGAACGGGGACGGGACUUUGCGCUGUGGCUUUACAUCAGGCUGGAGCGAGAACUAUUGAUGGGAUUGAUUUGUCCGAGGGGAUGUUGAGGGUUGCGGAACGGACGAAGGUUUUUAGGGAGUUGAAGGCUGUGGAUAUGUCGAAGGCUAUUGAUUUGCCCAGCGAUAAAUAUGAUGUUGUGACUUGUGUUGGAACUUUCACACUCGGACACGUCGGGCCUGUACCUGGUCUGUCGGAAUUGACGAGGGUGUUGAAGAAGGGUGGGGUUAUGGCUGUGACGAUUAUUGAUGAUAUUUGGAUUCCGCAGGGGUUUAAGGCUGAGGUAGAGAGGUUGGAAAAGGAGGGGCAGGUGGAUGUUCUGAGCACAGAAUUGGCGGAUUAUAGGAAGGCUUUCAAUGUGCGGGCACGACUUGUGGUGCUGAGGAAGAAGUAAAUGUAUGCCCAGUCGUGGAGAGGUACUGGGUACAGGUCGUCACAGCUCAACCUUCGUGACAUUGAGGACCUAGAUUAUCGAAGAGAUUUUGUUACAAGUAGAUGUUACAGAUGGGGUGGAAGUA
Molecule: messenger RNA, 879 nt
Organism: Cercospora beticola
Lineage: Eukaryota; Fungi; Ascomycota; Dothideomycetes; Mycosphaerellales; Mycosphaerellaceae
Product: class I SAM-dependent DNA methyltransferase
Molecular function (GO): methyltransferase activity
Source: RefSeq, a predicted model, not a curated record